AUAAUAAAAGGUGACAACUUUCUCUUCCAUUGAUGUGUAAACGAAUAGUCGAAUACGAAUUCGUUUCUCUUAAUGUAUUAGGGAAUCGAUUUCUCUUGCUUUUUAUGAAACCGGAUAUUUCAGGCUGCGAAUAGAUUAUUUUAACAAUGGUGUUGAUAUGUGAAUGUCGAAACCAGAUUUUGUGUAACGUUUUCGAUUUUGUUGCUUUUAAUGGAAGAAUCUGAAUCCUGAGGGUGUGAUUUGGGUUUUGGGGGAAUAUUCACUUUGUGGGGUCUUUUUGUUUGUGAAUCUAGUAUAUUGAAUUAUUGUCGGAAUUAGAAAUCUUUUUUAAUUCUCUAGGAUUCGUUUUCUACUCUUUCAAAUGUGGUCAUUCUAGUGUAAAUGUUUUUCCUUUUCGUCUUCUAACACUUUUUUCUAGUUUGCACAAUCAAAAAGACGUUACCUUUGCUCAUUAAGGGACUUGUUUGAUUUUUGGGUUUAACAGGUUUUUGGCUGUGAAGAAGAUGUUUCUCCACAGCAGUUUUAGAGAUGGAUUGUCAUUGUCUCUUGGUAUCAUCAGUGUUAUCAGUUGGGGUGUUGCUGAGAUACCUCAGAUUAUGACUAAUUACAGUGAGAAAUCCACUGAAGGUCUCUCUAUUACCUUCUUAACAACGUGGAUGAUUGGGGAUAUCUUCAAUCUUCUUGGCUGCUUGAUGGAACCAGCUACUCUUCCAACACAAUUCUACAUGGCACUGUUGUAUACAGUGACUACAUCAGUUCUCUAUGUUCAAUCUAUAUAUUACGGCCAUAUCUACCCGCGGUUGAAAAACAGAAGAGAUCAGAUGGUUGAAGCAGAACGUAUAUCAAACAUAAUCAGCGAUGUUAAAAUUCCGGGCAGAUGGAGAAAUAGCUCUGAUACUACUACUUGUGGUGGUCAAACCACACCUAUCACUAUGAUUCCUGGGAGUCAACGAACUAGUUUUACCGGAAGAGAACUAUUUUACACGUCGGCAAGAUCUUUGUCGAGUAGUCAUACACCACCAGCUGGAUCUGUCUUAGCUCAGAGAAUGGCUCGUGGUUACAGUGAACCAACUCUUGAAGAGCCCUUGCUUCCUGAGGAUGUCACGCAUCCUUCCACCAAAUCAUUGCUUUGCGUGGUCUCGGUGUUCUUGUUUCUUGGAACAUUCAACCUUCCCAAUUUGCUAAGUGAAUCAAGAACUAUGGCUUUGGGUGAGGGAGAUAGAGUAUUUGUAGUUCGAGCAGCAAGAAAGCUUUUGCAGGUCACUAGCAGCAACGUAGCAGAACAUAGCGGUGGAGAAAGCAGCAGAAUUGGAAUGUUUUUGGGUUGGGCAAUGGCAGCCAUAUACAUGGGUGGAAGGCUUCCCCAAAUAUGUCUCAAUAUGAGGAGAGGGCAUGUUGAGGGAUUGAAUCCAUUGAUGUUCUUCUUUGCAUUAGUUGGCAAUAUGACUUAUGUUGCAAGCAUACUCGUGAACAGUGUCGAAUGGUUAAAACUUGCACCGAAUCUACCAUGGCUUGUUGAUGCAGGAGGAUGUGUUGUGCUUGAUUUUCUUAUUCUGCUUCAGUUUUUCCACUUCCGCUGUCGCAAAGACAAAGAUACUGACAAGAAGAAGCAUGAAACCGCAGAAGCUGUCUAAGGCUUGUGACUACUUCAACAAGGCGUCAAAGAGAUACAAUUUUGAUUUGAUCUGACCAGCAAGAUUCAUCUCAUUCUAAUUAGUUCUUUCUUUAAUCGGAUUGAGUUUUCAAUUUUUGUGCUGAUGAAACUACUCUUGGAUUUUGAGUUUUAAUAAUAUAAAGUUGUUUCAACUCCUUAGAUAUGAAUGACUUGCCCC
This is a messenger RNA of Arabidopsis thaliana (thale cress), 1832 nucleotides long. RefSeq names its product PQ-loop repeat family protein / transmembrane family protein. Gene Ontology annotation, cellular component: membrane. Bases 504 to 1634 code for a protein of 376 amino acids. The record is from RefSeq and is marked reviewed. NCBI's taxonomy places the organism in Eukaryota, Viridiplantae, Streptophyta, Magnoliopsida, Brassicales, Brassicaceae. The transcript has 12 exons.